Rhodofomes roseus is the source of this 1443-nucleotide messenger RNA. RefSeq lists its product as uncharacterized. Lineage: Eukaryota; Fungi; Basidiomycota; Agaricomycetes; Polyporales; Fomitopsidaceae. The annotation marks the transcript as partial. Gene Ontology annotation, cellular component: endoplasmic reticulum. The transcript is spliced from 3 exons. The record is from RefSeq and is a predicted model, not a curated record. Gene Ontology annotation, molecular function: ubiquitin binding.
CAGCGCGCCGCCAACCUAAUAUUCGAGAACGGAAUCCCACCCCCAAAGCCCCGCGCCCCCUCACCCACCGCCCACAUCGAAGAGUUCGACAUCGAUGACUCCGCACAGGGCCUGCUGGGCAACAACUCGCGCGGCGGCCGCGGGUUCCGGCGCGUGCACGCGUCCUCGUCGCCCGGCGUGCUCAGUGCACGGCCCCUGCGCGCCGUCCUCGCCGUCCUCACGCUCCCGCUGCGCCUCCUCACCUCCGUGCUUCGCUUCAUCUUCCGCAUCCUACGCAUCCCGUUCCCCCAGUUCGUGCCCUUCACGUGGUCGAGCCUGCAGUACCGCCCGCUCGGCCCCGGCUCGGGCGCGGAUGGACGCGCGCUGGACCCGAGGGCGCAGGCGGAGCGGUGGGUCCGCGCGCUCGAGGAGGAGACGGGCGCGGUCUGUGUUGGCCGUGCGGGCGCGAGAAGGGCGGAGGCAAAGGCGGGCAGCACGGCGAGCGGUGCGGACGUCGCAGGCACGUCGAGCUUGACGUCGCGGGCGGGUGAGUAUGGCGAGGAGGAUGGAGGGGAGGGCGUGGCGAAGCUCCUGCCGGACUUCUUCCUCAGGAGCUACGAGGAGUUUGUGAAAAUGUGCGAGCGCGGUGCGAAGGUCGGGUGUGUGGUGCUCGUGAGCGAGGAGCAUGAUGAUGUGCCCGAGUUCAAGCGGAGCACCUUGACGGACCCGACACUGAUCAAGAUCAUCCAGGACAACGACAUUUUGGUCUGGGGCGGUGACAUCCGGGAUAGAGAGGCAUGGAGUGCUGCACAGAAGCUUCAAGCAACCACGUAUCCCUUCGUCGCAUUCAUCGCGCUCCAACAGCGCCGACUAGGCAGCUCCGGGUCGGCCCCAGCAAACGUCCUGACCAUCCUCUCGCGGCACCAGGGACCCUCCAUCCCGUCCACGUCUGCGCCCACUGCGGCACAGACGCUCACCACGCACCUCACCGAGCAGCUCCUCCCGCGCGUCACGCCCUUCCUUACAAAGGUGCGCGCCCAGGCCUCCGAGCGCGACCGCGAGCGGCAGUUGCGCGCGGAGCAGGACCGUGCGUUCGAGGAGAGCCGGCGGAGGGACAAGGAGCGUAUCGAGCAGCGUCAGAACGAAGAGCGGCACGCACAGCAGGAGCAGCGCCGCCGCGCCGAGGCCGAAGCUCGCGCACAGGAGGAAGCCCGCGCGCAGGAGGCGGCGCAGCGCGCAUGGGACGCGCACCGCAUGGAGUGGCGCAAGUACCUCCGCCGCCAGCUCGUCAUGCGCGAACCGCGGCCCGGCGAGACGGGGCACGGGAAGACAAUGCGCGUCGGGUUCAGGAUGCCCGACGGGCGCCGGUCGGUGCGGUUCUUCGGCGAGAGCGAUACGGUCACGUCGCUCUACGCGUACAUGGACUCGAUGUUCGCGCCCAAGGAGGUGCCCGACAAGGCUGAC